Somion occarium is the source of this 2764-nucleotide messenger RNA. Lineage: Eukaryota; Fungi; Basidiomycota; Agaricomycetes; Polyporales; Cerrenaceae. The record is from the annotation of a GenBank genome assembly.
ACUGCGCAGCUGCCACAGCAAGACGUCGUGUUCAUAUAGCUUGAGACGGUAUCGGGUAUUCCAGCGAAGCAAAUGCAAAGCGGAUACAAAUUAUGAAUGGCGUCUGGAUGGCCGGAUAAUAAGAUCAAGGGAACCGAAAGUUUGAACAAAAGGCUGACACUUGCCUGGCCUGCAAAAGCCACUCCCUGCACCUCUUGCUCGGCAUUGUCGCUGUCUAUCUUUCAUUGCUCUACAUUGUACACGGCGACCCCGACGUCCGCCACAGUCACUGAUCAAAGCGACGCAUCUUGAUCAGCGCUGGGAAUUUCAUCAGAUCCUGUCUCGCACGGGGGCACCGCCUACACGACGACCACUCUUCACAGAGCUUGCGACGUAUCCUCUCUUUCCCCUACCCCCACACCCUUUUAAUCUUCUCUGUCUUCGUCUUCUUAUCCUUGGGUUGAGCCUGGUGCUUCAUCUGAGUCUUUUUCCUGAGCUUUUUUCUUCUCCGCGUCCGGCACGUAGAUCCAUCACCAUCAUUUCCGCCCUCUCUGCGUGCAAUCAUCGCCCGGAAUUAUAAUACACUUCCUCUACGGCCUAUAACCGCUCACUCCUUCAAGCUUUUCUCUCACCGUUCUCUCCUUAACUGUCAUGUCUCUCAAAGCCGAACUCGAAACCUGGGCUGCCGCGCUCGAGGCCUACGAUGCACAAGACUUUGAGAAGUCCCUCGAGCUUUUCAGUUCCAUUGCUGAUUCUUCCAAGAUCCUUACGAACAUGGGUCUCAUCUACGCGACGCUGGGCGAGCAUGAAGCAGCCGUAGAGCAGUUCAUCGGCGCCACUCAACUCGAUCAAUAUCUCGCUGUUGCAUACUUCCAAUGCGGUGUAUCUAAUUUCCUACUCACUCGUUACGAUUUGGCACACAAGGACUUCGAUGAAGCCCUCCUGUACUUGCGAGGCAACCAGUCAAUCAACUAUGAGCAGCUCGGAUUGAAAUUCAAGCUCUUCUCGGCGGAGGUUCUAUUUAACAAGGGUCUCGCGCAGAUUUACAUGGGCAGGCUCCAGGAGGGUUUGAUGGAUAUGGAGGAAGGGAGGAAGGAGAAGGUUACCGAUGAGCACAACGUUAUUGAUGAUGCCAUGGCCGAACGCGGGGAUGGUUACACUGUGUUUAGCAUUCCUGUCGGCGUAUUGUACCGUCCCUCAGAGAGUAAGCUAAAGAAUGCGAAGGCGAAAGACUACAUGGGAAAAGCUAGACUCGUGGCAACCAGCGACGCAAACGAAGCCUAUACAACCUUCACCGGGGUCACACGUUUGAAACAGGGUAUCGCCCCUACUGGUACCUUCCUCGAAGAUGAGAGCCGCGCCGCAGGACUUAACCGUGCUGCCACAGUAUCCGUUACUUCACGACCUACUGUACCUGAUGAAGACAGGCCACAACCUACCCUUCAACGUGCCAAGACAACCAUCAACGUCCCUACAGAUGCCCGUGACCGUAUCCGCGCAAACAACUCUCCCAUGACCACUCCUCCGAGCGGUGCUGUCAUUUCACGCAGCGCAUCAUCUGCUGGUUCCGGUAGGGGACAGAUGCCCGGACCUGUUCGUGGUUUGAGCGUUCGUCGACCAGGCGCGCCUGCACCCAAUCUUCCAGGUGUCAACAAUAUUGCGGGUGGUGCUGUGCCACCUCGUGCUUCCCCCCAAAGAGCACCUCCUUCAUCAUCCCGUGUCACCGAGUUCUACGAUGACUACAUUGAUUCCUAUGGCGAUGACACGACUAGCCCGCCUGCUAAUCGGGUCUCUGCCUGGGCAAGGAACAAUGCAAACCCUGGUGCUGGCGUUGCAAGGUCAAGGUCUAUGGCACCUAGCUCGUAUGCACCAAGCUCUGCUGGUGGUAUGAAGAGGCGUAUUACCAGACGGGGCACGACCAGGAACACUAGCAGCCGAGCGCAGAGCAUGUACGAAGAGGAAGAGGAAGGCUAUGGAAGUGGUGGCGAUAUUUUGGACGAUGAUAUCAUCAGGAUUCGCGUCAAGGUCUGUAUCUUCUGCUCAAUAUCCCCUGAUCAUACCUUUCUCACAUGUACGAUUAUUCAUGGGUCAGGUUCAUUACCAGGACGACGUCCGUGGAAUGGCCAUUGACUCUGGCAUGCCAUUCGACGAGUUCGUCGAGCGUUUGACCACCAAGUUUGAGAAGUCAUUCCAAGAUCUCGCAAUCAAGUUCAAGGACGAGGAUGGCGGGAAAGUCACGCUUCGUGAUGAGAUGGAUUAUGAGCUCGCCGUCGAAACUGCAAGGGAGAGCGCUAAGGGCAAGUCCGAAGGUCGUCUCGAGCUUUGGUGCCUCGACAAGUAGACGUUUGCACCCGACAUCUCACAUUCACCUGCUCUUCCUCAGUUCCAUUCAUGACUGCAGAGCCGUCGUCUCCAUAUCCUUCUUACUUCCCUAGACUCACGAUUCCUCAGUUUCUCUACUCAUAGGUUGUGCUUGUAUCCUCAUAUCUGGUUUUUCCGUUGUGGUCAAUUGUUAGUGCAAUCUGCUCAGGUUCUGUACGUGUAUGCUCUCUUCUUGUCUCUCAUCAUUUCUCUCGUGCUUCUGAUUGUGUACUGCUGCUGGUAGUGGGUUCAAAGCGUAUAUUAUAAAUACCAUCGUGCGACUCGACAGGCGAUAAUCCCUUGCCUUGGCUUGCUUUCGGGUUUCGUGUAAUUUAUAUUUAUCCUCUCAUUUGCUCUUUACUUCAUUGUUCCAUUCUGCUCACAGGUAGAGGCCUAGAGAAUAUAACUCAAUUCUCUUUCAAUG